Messenger RNA from Anastrepha ludens (Mexican fruit fly), 3483 nucleotides. RefSeq lists its product as uncharacterized. The transcript is spliced from 7 exons. Bases 370 to 3309 code for a protein of 979 amino acids. Lineage: Eukaryota; Metazoa; Arthropoda; Insecta; Diptera; Tephritidae. The record is from RefSeq and is a predicted model, not a curated record.
CUUGCAUUUUAUAGUAUCUUUAAGCAUAUUUUAUAUGAAUAAACAUAAUACAUGAAAUAUUAAAACAUAAUGAAAAAUAAUUGAAUUUUGACACGAAAGCGUCAUAGGAGUAUUUAAUAUUAAACAUGACACAUCUUCUAUACAAAAAGUAGCACAAUAAUGGAUGAUCAAAAAGCGAGAAAAACGCUCCGAUUAUGAAAAGUGCCGUUAGUAAAAUAGACCCGCGGAAUCGUGGGUCAAUAUUGCAUAGCCCUUCACCGCGUGGUUUUUAUAAUACAAGGUUGUGUCACUAAAGAAGCAGUUGAGAAUUAUGAUCAGUUAAAUGCAGCUUGCUCUAAGGGAUUAAUGGGGCACUAAGAUUCCAAAAAAAUGAAAACAAAGUCGGCAUCCUUGCUAAAAUAUAUAGACUACAAUUAUGAUCUAAAAAUUAAAGAAGAACCCCGUGAUCAAACUAACAUGUCAUUUGAUAGUGAACAAAAUGAUACAAAGUCGAUAACGCUACUUACAGGAUUUAUUCUGAAUCCUUGCGCUCAACUUGUUUCAAAAAAUAGGGCGGUUAAAGGACUUGAUCUAAAAAAAAAGGAAUUGAUUGAGCAAAAUACCGAUACAAAUACUGGGCCCCAAAUCAAUUAUCUCCAAACAGUUCAAGAUGAUAAAUUUAUGCCACAAAUUUCUGUUAAAAUUGGGAAUAAAAAGUUGCCUGGACAAGAACGCGAACAGUUGGCGCAAAAGGAUAUCGAGCAAAAAAUUAUAAAAGAGGAGUUUGAAAAAAGAGUUGAAACAUUUGAAGGUAAAGGAAAAGAACACAAAAAACGUGGAAAAUGGAGAAGAAACCCCUUUGCAUUAAUUGCAUCGGAAACAAGGAAAUAUGCACUUCGGGAAUCCGUGCGCUGUGAUCAAAAGAUAAAAGAAUCUCCUUUGAAAGACACUGAAAUAAAAUUUGAGUAUUCUAAACCGCUUGUUAAUACAGCUGUUAAGAACGAAUGGUCAGAUAAAUUACAUGAAAUUAAGCUGGAAUGUAGGAAUUCAGCAAUAGAUUCGGAAUCACACCGACUAUUCAAUUUUGACUCACUGCACAAUACUUACUUUGAUUCUCUUCCCCAAAUCGGCAAUGCAGUCGGAUCGCCGCUUAGUACAAAUGUUGAUUCGCAAGCUUGGCUGGCUAAGUUGGCUGAACAUCCAUGUACGCCAAUUAAAAUUGUAAAACGCAGCACGUCUAUAGAGACAUACUCAGCAGAAAAGCCUAAAUGGAAAUGUAAUAAGAAAACAGAGGGCAAGCAAAAUAAUUCAAACAAAAAUAAAUUGGCGAAAACCAACCAGAUAAAUAAAACAAAACCAAGGAGCAACUGUAGAACUAAGUCAAGCACUGAAUCCCAACAUAAUUAUUCUCAGAAAAGUAAAUUGGAGGCCAGAAAAAUAUGUAGAAAAAAGCCAAAGCGCAAACGGCGUCGCCGUAUAUUCGCGAAUGAUAAAGCUUAUUCUUGUCCCAUCACCAAUGAGAAAUUAAAACAAAGUACGUGCUCUGCUGAUGGCAGAAUGCAUUUACGUGAACGAAAAAAUAAAAUUUUGAGCAAUGGGCUUGGCACAUCGUUUCCGCAACCUUUGCUGGAGGAAAAACCGGAAAUUGUAACUCCACCUGCACCUAUACAAAUCAAGGCAAUUAAACCAUGUUUGGAUAUUAAUUGGGAAGGAACAAAAUCUUCUUCAAAACCUCUGCCAUUGGAGUAUCAAAAACGAAAUGCCAGCAAAAGUGAAUUAGAUUGCUUGCGAAAUGUGGACAAAUACUUUAAAAAUCAAUUUUUAUCACACACGAAUUAUAGCGAAGUUAAUGAGGCGAUUUCUAAUUUACAAAAAUCCGUAAAAACAGAAAUCGACUGCAACGGUUCUGAAAAGCUCAAAUCAUGCGCAAUGCUAGACAAUGCAGCUAAACUCAGUUAUGAUGUGUCUGUUCAACCAAGAGUACGUUUGAGGUCUAUGAAUGUUAAACGAAAAUUAAGUGCAUCGUCUUUGGAAACUCACAUUAAAAGAGAGAUGAUACCUAGAACAGUCGAAGUCACAGGUCUAGCGCAGCCUUGCAAAUUUCUCAAAUCGAUGAAUCCAAGAGUUUGCCUUAAGCGUUUACCUCCUCCUAAGAAUGUGGGAUGCUUGGAGCCAGAGAACUCGUGCCCCAUGACUAUCAAAACUGAAAGCAUAGCGAAAAUAGAAAACCAUGUAAAGACUCCAACUACAUCCACCACAUCGAACAAUAUUGAAGCAUCUUUAAAAGCCCAGUUAAAAAGCAGAGUUUGCCUGAAGCGUUUACCACCUUCUAAAUAUCGAUCAAAGCUACCUGAUACAUGUCACAUAAAUAUUAAGGCUGAAACUAUACCAGAGACCCAUGUCAUGGAUAAACCACUAAGCGCGGUGAAGAACUCCAAUGCAUAUAGUGGAACCAAGAUAACACCGAAAAGUAAGCGUGUCUUGGAUUUGGAGAACUGUAAAUUUUUGCAGUCACUGCAACCGCAAGUGCGCCUGAAGCGUUUAAAUUUUCAUGGCAGAUUUCUUCGUUCGACAGUGGCAAAACGUAUUACCGUAUCGGAUUCCAUACAGGUGCCCUCAAAUUUAAAGCCAUUAGUGCGUCUCAGGCGUCUAAAGCUUGUUGAUUUAAAAACGAAUCAUUAUUCAAAUAAUCAAAAAAUUGAAAAUAAUACCAAGCAGCUGAAGGUCGACUUAAAAGUCAAGCGCAAAUGCAAUUUUUACGAAAAGAAUGCAAGAUAUGCUUCAAGAAAACGUGAAAUGCACAAAAUACAUAUAAAAGAAGAAACACUAUCUCCAAAAAGGAAUGCUUUACCGAUUACACCAACAUCGCAAUUGCGCAUAGCGCAAGCGUUUAGCUUGCAGCCAAUAGUACGCGUUAAUCGAUUAACCAAGUUUAAACAAGUUGCAAGACGGCACUCGAACAGACAAUCAAGUGUGAAGUCUACGGAACUAGAAACACAAGUAAAAACGGAAGCCUUGGAUGCUAGUGAAGAAGAGUUGACACCUGUUUCCUUUGCCAAGCAAUACGAAGAGGAGGAUAGUGGUGUUCUUUUAGAUUCAACAGACAACGCUAAUACGUCAUUUCAUGAUGGCCAGCCUGAAAGUACAGCUGGGAGUGAGUCCCCGACGCAUACCAAGUUUGCGACAGAUGACAUUCUAUUGAAAAUUGCAUUCCAACGUGCAUGUAUAAAUGACUUGCUUCUGCGAAAUGGUUACUCAGCUGUACAAUUUCGCCUGUUUAAUAAAAUAGAGGAAUUAAAAAUAUUUUUGGACUACUUGCUGGCCAAGUAGUUAGAUAUAUUUAAGAUUUAUUGAUACAUUUUUUUAUAUUUUGCUAUUUUUCGACUUAUUGUUAAGGUAAAAGCUCCUAAUUUUUCAUAGUUAAGAUAGAAUAUCUUUUUAGUUUCAUUGUAAAGAUUUAAUUCAUGCAUUUUUACGGGCUACAUAAAUCCCUUCAAAACUUUU